GAAACAUUCGUCGGAGUUCCACAGCGUCUGGGGAAGACAGAAAGAGGCGACGUAGACGAAAAUGAUGCUCCAAACCACCAAGCAGCUGGCCAAGGCCGUCAAGACGCAGGCGCCGGCCCACGUCCGCUUGGUCUCCUACACGGAGCGCCAGGCGAAGCUCGGCCGCCCCGUCUCGCCGCACGUCGAGAUCUACGCGUUCCCGGUCACGGCCAUCGCGUCCAUCACCAACCGCGCGACCGGCGUCGCCUUGACCGGCGGCUUCGCCUCGGCGGCCUUUGUCUCGCUCGUCGGCGCUGACGUCCCGGCCUUGAUCUACGCCGCCCAGGACAUCAUCCCGUUCUUCGCGCCCCUCUCCAAGUUCUGCGUCGCCUUCCCCGUGACGUACCACUCGCUCAACGCGAUCCGCGGCGCCGUCUGGAGCCAGAACCCUGAGAUGCUCACCGUGCCCCAGGCCGCGCAGUCGAGCCAGGGCCUUUUGGCCGCCGCCGGCGUCGUUGGCAUUGGCGCUGCCUGCUACACCAUCAAGCGUGAUUAAAGCUCUCGUCGAACAGAGACAGCCAGCCACGAUUUGCGCUGUAGUAACUCUCUGAUCAAUGUAAGCUAUCCGAUUGUUGUUGCA
This is a messenger RNA of Saprolegnia parasitica CBS 223.65, 619 nucleotides long. RefSeq lists its product as hypothetical. Gene Ontology annotation, molecular function: electron transfer activity; succinate dehydrogenase activity. The record is from RefSeq and is a predicted model, not a curated record. Gene Ontology annotation, cellular component: membrane. Gene Ontology annotation, biological process: tricarboxylic acid cycle; mitochondrial electron transport, succinate to ubiquinone. The coding region runs from base 62 to 535 and encodes 157 amino acids. Lineage: Eukaryota; Oomycota; Saprolegniomycetes; Saprolegniales; Saprolegniaceae. The transcript is spliced from 2 exons.